CACCGUUUUUCUGAACUGUCGCUCCGUGUUCAACUCCUUGGCAGACAUACCAUAAUGGAGAGAGAAACUUAAUUUCAAAGUAGCAUUACCAAUUGACACACAAAAGGAAAAUCAAUCUGCAGGAAAUUUUUUACAGAAAAAAAAAAUCUUCCUGCUAGACUGAUUUUCCUUCAACUUCAUUGCCUGUUGAAAAUUUGUUUUUUUUUUCCUCUCCAAACUCAAUUUGGGGAAUUGGGUUGUUUUCAAAAUCGGGAAUUUUGGGAUUUUAGGAUGAAGGAUGUUGAUAUUUAAAGUUGGUUUAUUAUAAUGUAAAUACGAAAAAGAAAGAAAAAAAGAUGUCGUUUUAUAUUGGUCAUGAGGCUCCAAAGCUGUGGAGGAGAAUUUGUGCAGAGACAACAACAGAGAUUAAUCUUCUUGCCGAAAAUUGGAAAUAUAUUCUUGGUGGAUUAAUAUUUCAGUACAUCCAUGGACUUGGUGCUCGUGGGGUUCAUUACUUACAUCGACCUGGACCAACUCUUCAGGACGCUGGCUACUUUCUUCUUCCGGAGCUUGGGUCAGACAAUGCUUAUAUAAGCGAAACUGUAUUCACUACCAUUUUUCUAUCUUUCGUCUUGUGGACAUUCCAUCCUUUCAUUUUCAAGACCAAAAAGAUCUAUACAGUUCUGAUAUGGUGCAGGGUCCUGGCAUUCUUAGUUGCUUGUCAAUUUCUUCGGAUGAUGACAUUCUAUUCUACACAGCUUCCUGGUCCAAAUUAUCACUGUCGUGAGGGUUCAAAGCUUGCCACACUUCCUCGGCCUGAUAGUGUUUUAGAAGUUCUACUACUUAAUUUUCCUCGGGGCUUACUUUAUGGUUGUGGUGAUUUGAUAUUUUCAUCGCAUAUGAUAUUCUCCCUAGUCUUUGUGCGGACGUAUCAGAAAUAUGGCACACGAAGGUUUAUAAAGCAAUGUGCUUGGCUAGCUGUUAUUGCUCAGAGCUUUUUAAUUGUUGCAUCGCGUAAACAUUACACUGUAGACGUUGUUGUGGCAUGGUACACUGUUAAUCUAGUAGUGUUCUUCGUUGACAAAAAAUUACCAGAACUGCCUGACCGCACCAGUGCAGCCUCAUUGCUACCGGUAAGCAAGGAUAGCAAGACUAAAGAAGAGAAUCACAAACUUCUGAAUGGAAACGCAGAUCCUGAAGAUUGGAGGCCUAGAACCCAAAUCAACGGGAUGAUCAUGGAAGAUGGUAACGCAGUCCAUGUUGAAGCAGCGAUGAAUGGUGUAUAGACAGUAAAAUGCAUAGAACGCAACUAACUGAACCUGGUUGACGCACUGCUGUUCAAUGUCACUAAAGUUGGUGCAUGUUCCACAACUCAUUCGAGGUGAUCUUCCAAGUUCAAUAGUUUUGGUCUGUAGUGUAGGAUACGAAAUCUAGAUGAUAUGCUUUGAAUGCCUCUAUGGUCCGUCCCUAAGCUUAACUUUCGUGGCUUCAAUGUAUCAUGGAAUUCGAUUUUUCUUCCGAUAAUGCAAUUAUUUUCUAGUUGUGCUCACCAAAUUUUUAGUACACGUGUUCAUUUCUUAAAAGGGUCGAAGAGAAAUGUGAAAUAUGUAAAGAUGUCCGUUGUUAUAAGCAUUCAUGAUGAAUUUACAAGUUUUGCGAUGGUCCUUUGGGACUGAGGCGUAGU
Solanum tuberosum (potato) is the source of this 1663-nucleotide messenger RNA. Its product is annotated as phosphatidylinositol:ceramide inositolphosphotransferase 1-like. The record is from RefSeq and is a predicted model, not a curated record. Gene Ontology annotation, biological process: ceramide biosynthetic process. Gene Ontology annotation, molecular function: inositol phosphoceramide synthase activity; ceramide cholinephosphotransferase activity; sphingomyelin synthase activity. Lineage: Eukaryota; Viridiplantae; Streptophyta; Magnoliopsida; Solanales; Solanaceae. Bases 336 to 1265 code for a protein of 309 amino acids. The transcript has 12 exons. Gene Ontology annotation, cellular component: trans-Golgi network; endoplasmic reticulum membrane; plasma membrane.